AUGUCGAAUACUGAGUAUAUAUCAGAUUCGGAGGAUGAUUCACUACGAGGGGAAUUAUUAGUAGAUAAGAAUAAAUUUACCAAUAUUUUAUCAACACUAUCUCCCAGUAAACAAGAACUAACGAGACAACGACUAGAAACAUUAACAAAUAUAUCGUAUGUGAAUAUAGAAAAUAGCACCUGUAGUCCUCGACUAGGGCAUAACCAAAACAGCGAGACAAGGAAUACCAUUAACAACUUAAUCGAGGAUAGUGACGACGAUUCAGAUUCAAACCCAAUUGAUCUUAUUAAAAAUCUACCGAGAAGAUCAGCUAACGAGAUAGAACAACGAGAGCAUAGCACUUCACAACAUCAAAGUCAAGACAAUGCAAUAACACAAAACAUUGUUGGCAAUACAGUUGUACCUGAAGACCAAGAAAACGAAAAUCAUUUGCAAUCAUAUUUGAAUACCACGAACUCAUAUGUCACAUGGUCAGGUAGAAGUUUAAGGAAAAGAAAUUUUGCUAGUACACAUCCCUAUUUAGCAGACCAAGCCCAUUAUUUGGGUCUUUCAGAUAUUGAUUAUUUAAAUGAAAUCUACGAAGAGAAUGACCAUAAUCUAGAGAAGGUGGUGAAAUAUUUAAAUUAUAACUAUGAAAGACUAAAAAAAAGGUAUCCAAAGGAUGAAAAGUUUAGGAGUAAGAAUUUUUACACUAUAAUUAGUCGACAAUCACAUUUGGCUAGCGAAAAAGAGCUUCAAGAAGAGCAAAGAAAUGGGGACUCUGGGUCUUUGCCAAAUAUUGACGAAGAAUUUGAGGAUGAAGAUGAAGAAGGGAAUAAAGAAUUUACCAUCGACCCUUUAGAUGAUUUGAAUUCACAAACCUAUGAAACUGACGAAUCAAGCCACGAGCCUGAUGACUUUUUGCAACCAGUCAAACAUCACCGAUUGGUUAUACCAGACGAUGAUGAUGAAGAUGAUAACUUUGACACCAAUAGCAACUUCUAUAGUAGAAAUGUUGCUAAUGAGGAAAGUGGAAGUGGUUCUGAUUCUGAUUCGAGCAAAUCUGAUGUUUACGUUAGAGUGGGUGGCAGGUUUAGAAAGGAAAGGAAUGCAUUAAAAGGGGUUCUCCCUGAAUCAGCUAAAAGAUUAUCGAUAUAUCAGCCAAAGUCCAAAGGGCCGUCUAGCCGGCAUUUGCAGAAACCACAUCCGGUUCUGGAGCACAGAAAGGGAAUAGCAUUGAGAAAACGAACUAAACGAAAAAUUUCUGAACGAGACGAUUUCACUGGGUUUGUGGAUGAUACCAUAACUUAUGACACCAAUAAUGAACUUUAUCACGAAUUGUACGACCAGCCUAUCGUUAUCGAAGAACCGACUCCAGCAUUGAAUUACCCUAGUUUUGAAAGUGUUACGAACUUUUCAGAAAGUUCAGCCUCAGAAGAUGAAGGUGAGCAGAUGAAUUAUGAGAGUGAUUUAGAUAUAUUUGAUGUUGGGCCACCCCAGGCAGAUAUUACAGGUGUUGAUGAAGAGACCGGAAAACUAGAUGAGAAUGGGGAUUUAGAUGAACCUCUGGAUUACGAAGUUCGUGAAGGUGACUACAUAAACCACAUGCUAGCAACUGCACCUAAACGCAAAACCACGGCACCAAAGAGACAAAGUGCUAGCGCCACUACUAUGGGUACUUCUGGCAAUAGAACGUAUAAAUCACAAAACCGUUCCAUAGAUGGAAUGUUGUCACGACCCAAAAAGGCUCAUAGUUAUAAUACCAAGAGAGACGUUAGACGUUCAGAUUCAAGUACAGUCUCGGUAAUUAACAGGUCAACUCCAAAUUCAAGACGACAGCGAAAACCUAGAACUGCAAGAGCUGCAUCUGAUGAGUCUUACAGCAGGCUUCCAGUGAAACGAAUUACUUCUCUUCGAGACCAAAACACCCAUAAAACAACAAGACCCACUCGCAAAUCAAAAAAGAGAAAGGACAAUUUGCAGCUAACCACUUUGGAUAAUUGUAUGAAAGGCAAUCCAAAAGAUUUGUUUACUGACAAUUAUUUGUUUCUGAGGUCACCUAUAUUAUCGACAACAAUCGUUGAAGCAGCAAGUGUGACGAGGUUUGUCAAGGAAUCAUAUAAAAAUGUUAACCCUUCAGCUCCACAAAUGGCCCCAAGUAUAAUUCUAGGCUCUCAACCUAUUUUUGAGUUUGGGUGUAUUUUAAACGAUAUUGUGCUUGAUAAAAUAACUGCAUUGGGUGAUGGAAAGUUCUAUCAAAUACACAAGGACUCAGUGACAAUUGAAUUUUUAGGGGAAACAGUAAUAUUGACAUUGAUUGAUCUUGAGUCCUCGAAAUUUAGAUAUGAAAAGUUAUUAAUCCAUUUGGCUAGACUUUCCAAAAAUUCUGAUUUAUCAAAUGAAUCAUUAAUUCAGACUGUUUACACCACAGUAAAAGGCAUUUUGGAGUGGAAUUUGAUUUUGCAAGAGUGUCCUACAGAGAGAAUUUGGAAGCUCAUCCAUUUGGCUGUGUCGAAUAUUAGGGAUAGCCCGUACUUAACUGCUAGUACUAUGAAGUUUAUUUUGCCUUAUUUCAUACUUGUGGAAUAUACCAUGAGUAUGAUUACUAAGCUCAAUAAUAAGCCUAGCUCGUUUGACUCAAAUCCUUUAGGAAUACGAUACUGGCAAUUAUUUUUUGAAACCUUCUCGGGCGAUUUGUUUGAAAAGCUGAAUUUUGAAGCUGGAGCUAAAACCAAGGAAGCAGAGUCCUAUUUCAUACUAUGCAGAAUAUUAGAAGAAUCGGGUGUUUGGUGGACUACAAUCAUUAAAGCUUUACAGGUAUACGAGGCAUUUGAUCUAUCAUUAUUACUAGAGUCAGUGUUUUGCUUAUGUGUAUUUGCAAGAAAAGGAUUCUCAUGGGAACCCUUACAAUUGGUAUACCAGAAAGCUAUUUUGGAAGAAACUCUAGGUGUUGAAUUCUACUAUAGAUACCUUGAAAUUGUUUACUUUAUGAAUCAGAGAAAUAAUUGGCCACUUCCUGAAACCGUUGUACUACAAAUUUAUUCCUCAAUCACAAGAAUGAAAUUUGCAAAUUUUAUUGACGAAAUUGGUAUGCCUGACUUAAUUGGGAAAGUUUCUAACCGAUUUGAUAUCCCUGAUGAUUCAUUUUUUGAACGAUUCAUGCAAUUGCUUUACUGGUACAUUUCAGGAUUAUCUGAGCCUUCGAAAGUGAAAAAAUUAGUAACAAAGUUAUUCACAUUCAGCAAGUUUCAAUAUGUCAACGAUCAAAGCCAUCAUGUUAUGUUUAUUAAUAGAUUGAAUUUCAUAUUAUUGUUGGCGCUGGUAUGUAAAGUGGAUUUGAAAACUCAAUUACUAAAUUUGUUGGAAGGUAUUGAAAAUGCCAAAGACGCAAAGCUUAUAAAAUUGGCAUCACAGGGUGUUUGUGUGUUAACAGAAAUUGCCAUACAAAGAGAUACAAAGUUGCCCAUAGAGGGUAUUUCAAUUGUUAUACAAUGUUGUAUCAAUGGAUAUUACAAUGUUCAUGGGAUACUAAAGGUAUGGAAGAAUUUCUUAAUUUCGCUUAAAGAUCUUUUUCGUGAUCCAUUGAGUCGUCUUUCACAUCUGCUCCAACUUUUGAAUAUAUCUAAAUCCAUUGAUAUCAAUAAUGUUCCUGACAAAAUCAUUAUAGAUAUAUGUCAUGUUUUGUCGCAUAUAACUUCGUCCAUGAUAAAUGUGAAAGAUAUGGUUAUACAGAAGCAUAUCAAAACUAUUAAAUCUUUUAAUGAGUUUGUAUUAUCCUUGUUGCACAGACAAAUGGGGCGACUUCCCUUGCCGAGUGUGAUACAAGAAAACCGUGUAUGCGAUUUAAUUGAAAUAUUGCUAUCCAUAUGGGUCCAAUGUGCCUUUGUUUUGGAUGAAAGUUGGGACAGAUUGAUAUUACAAACGUAUGCAUAUACUGGAAACCAGCAACUGCGUGAACAGUUUGCAUUAUAUUUUUAUUCUAAAAUUUUGCAAUUCAAUAAUUUGAAAGGGUGCAAGGAACUUGUCACGAGACAAGUAUUACGGGAUCUAGUAUGUUUCAAUCCGUCAAAGUAUCUUUGUUCGAUAUUACAAAAACUACAGAAAGAAAAAUGGGGUACAUUUAAUUUUGGCAAAACCAAUGGCAUCACGUUACUGAUGAUAACAAACUCCAGAUACGUUGUUGUGACAAACAUACUUCAAAAUUUAGCAUCAGAUUCUAGUAUAAUCAGCAUGUACGAAUACCAGUUGUACGUUAAAGAUAUUCUACGGACUUUGGAUAUUGAAUUUGAAAAAUAUUAUUCUUCCCUUCGUUAUAAAACUUUUUGUGUCAAUGUAAUAAAGGACAUUCAAAAGUAUUGCGAGCCAGCAAUUAUCAAUGAAUCAUUGUUAACAAACUUAGCAUCGAAAUUGGGUAUACUGGAGAACGAAUUGUCACAUUUAAAAAUUCAAAAAUUGCCGUUAAAGGAGAAACUAAAAGCUUUUGUUGGUGAAUUUUUAAAUGCGGUAUACUUUGGUGGGGACUACAUUAAAAUACUAGAGAAAUUCACAUUUGAAGAAGGUGUUGAAUUGAUCUAUCAUUUGGUGUCAGUUUUGUUGCAGGAAAUGCAAGCAAAUUCUGAUUUCAUUACUUGGAAAGUAAUUUAUUUGUUGCUAAAGUUCUUUGAUGAAAACUUGAGAUUGUUUAAGUUUAAAUUUGUUAAUUUUCAGUUUAAACGGUUUUUGAAACAGCUUGUUGAAUUGCCAAAAGUUAGACAACGCAGUUCCAGUACUGCAGACCAGUAUUGUAGAAUUUGCUGUUUGUUGUGUAUCACAUCGAUUUUAAGAUAUUGCAAAAUUAUAUUUGAAGGUUACACGGAUUUGAAUGAGAUUGAAUGUUAUUGGGUACUUUUCAGCAACGCCGUUCAUUCAUACAACGCAGACAAAUCUAAAUUUUCAGAAUAUGUUUACUCGUCAUUCAGAAUGCAGGAUUUACUAAAUGAUUUUAGAUUCCCAAAGGACCCAAAUCCACAGGACGAUAUCCUGCAAGAGUCCUUACAGGUUGCUCACAGGGUAUUGGUUUCAGAGAUUGAUCUAAUUGAUACUACCUCGGGUGAAGUGCCGGAUACAUGUAUACUAGAUUAUGACUAUAAUUUCUAA
Molecule: messenger RNA, 5115 nt
Organism: Candida albicans SC5314
Lineage: Eukaryota; Fungi; Ascomycota; Pichiomycetes; Serinales; Debaryomycetaceae
Gene: MMS22
Product: Mms22p
Exons: 1
Coding region: 1-5115 (1704 amino acids)
Biological process (GO): replication fork processing; DNA repair
Cellular component (GO): nucleus
Source: RefSeq, a predicted model, not a curated record